AUGGCGAAACGAACACCAACGCAAGAAGAAAUCGCGCUGUUGAUCAAGCAAAAGGAGGCUGGAGAACAAGCAGAACGUCUGUUACGGGAGUUGGGAAUCACUACCGACAAUGCUCGAACGUCGUCUCCAAGUGGAAUCUCGCAGUCGCCGUCGUUGCAGCCUGGCCAUCCUGCUCCCCAUGGCCAGCAGACAGCAAUGGCUCAGGCUUCCGUAACGAACCAGGCAAGCGUUUUCACUCCACCGAUGCGCGCCAUGGUUCCACACUUUCACCAACACUCCGUCCAACCUAACGCUGUCCAAACCAAUGUCAAUUCGUCCUCGAUUGCAGAAGCGUUCAAGAACAACGCACAGACUGCCCAUAUGAACAGGCUGAGGUUGAUGCAACUGCAGAACCAGUUCAAGGCGCAGGCGAACUUCGGCGGCCCUCACGCGCACCAGAAUCAACGUCCGCAAUCUGCGGGUCCUGUCGACCUGCCUCAAACAAUCCGUGUUCCUGAAGCAUCGGCGCGACCAGCAACUGUCUCUACAAACCAACCAACUCUGUCUUCCAAUGCCUUCGGACACCCAAAUCAAUCGACAGCGCCUCUACUGCCUCAAGCUGCGUCAAACCAACAGACCUCAGUACCAGCGGCAAAUGCCACGACCCGAUUACCCCUCCCAUUCGCGUUCCAGAGGGCCUACUCGCGCACUGGCCCGACUACUGUGCCGUACGGCAGUGUUCUCACCUCUGGAUCUCAACACGCACCGCAGCAUCCCGGACCAAACCCUUCUGCGACCUUCACGCUGCGGUUCACAGGUCUUUCCAAGACCCCACCUUUACAUUUACCCCGACUGAACGACUUUCAGCUAAACGACAUGAAACGUCGAAUUGCCGAAUGGAAGCAAGGUCUGAUCAAUCGAAAUAUCAACGAAGCUUACUUUGACUUUUACGAAGCAUUUGGCUACAAUCGCGGUUGGAGAGUCUGCACAAAUGUAAGCGGGACCUUCAUCCAGGACGAAAAUCAGACAGAGAGGAUCCCGGUCGAGUCGCUAUAUCGCUCUUUGGAGAAGAAUAAACUUCCUCCGGCUGUCGGAGCCUCCACUCAUGUAGGGGCAGCACCCGUACAGUCGACCAGCACGCCCUCACCAAGCAUGUCUACUACCAGUAUAUCCACCCGGUCGCCUCGAGAGGCGAAUAAGAAGAGCCUUGCUAAGGACUUGCUUAACGCCCUCGGAAAACGCGCCCGCACGGGUGGGGAAAGUGUUUCGGCGCCUGCUGCAAAGCGAAUGGCCACUGGGGUGAACGGGGAACCAUCUACACCCUGCGAUAUACGGGCGAUCUCUCCGACCCAGCAUGGCGAAUCGCCUCAACUGUUGUCUAAACCCUCGGGGGCCUCCAUACCACCCACAUCGGUCGACGACCUCCCACCACAGGAAGCACCCACGUCCCAUGGGGAUGUACUACCACAAGUGUUGCAAGCUAUUCCCCCAACAGAACAGAAGGGUACUGCAGUUUUCCCAGAAAACAAUGUACCUAUCACGCUGUCGUCCUCCGCAACGUCACCCGUCAACCACUUUCCCAGUCCCGAAGUCCCGCCUAUUGUCUCGCUACCCGAGCCCGACUCGACUCCACCUCCAGAAUCACGCCCUUCAGCCCCAAUGGUUCGCAGCACGCCCGUGGUCGCACCCUCUUCCCGCUCUUCGUCGCACAAGUCGCAUAAGGACGAUCCCUCAGCUCACUCUGUCGCCCACAGCACGCCACCUCCUCAGCCACCUCCGACGUCUGACGAAGAGGAACCCUUAUUCUUGCCAUCGACGUCUGCACCAUCAUCUCCCGUCACUACGCCAUUUAGGGAACUCCCCGGCAAUGAUGACGGAGGUGUGCAACUGGCCUCCAAACGGAAGCCACGGGGAGGUGGCAAGAGUCAGGUGUAUGUGCUGAUACCGCCAGCCCCAUCGCAUAUUCGGCGAGAUGUAAAAGCGUUGAGGAAGCAAGCAAAGAGGCGCGCUGAGAAGGGCAAGGGGAGGGAGGUCGUGGCCAUUAUUGAUAUCGUCGAAUCAGACGCAGAGGAUGACGAACUGAGUGACGAAGGCUACGACUACUCGUACGAUGCCCAAGGCAAUCGGAUAGAGGAUCAAGCAGACCGAGAUUUGCUGAAGGUUGCGUCAACCCGGCUCCAAGCCAUUCCUUGCGGAUGGGAUAGUUGUGAAGUAGUCAUGAACUCAGUUGCAAGCCUUUUGGAACAUCUUGAACGCCAUCAUAGACCACCAAACUUGACGAAGGGACAAACAUUCCCAUGCCAUUGGACUCGUUGUGGCAGACAGUGCAAGAAAGGCGAUCGACACUUGCUAAAACACGCGUUCGACCAUCUGGUCUGUCCUAUCGAAGGGUGUGAUGAGAGCUUUCGGACCGUAAGGGCCCUGCAACGACAUUGCGACUGUGACCACGGGAAGGACGAUAGCUUUAAGCGUCGUUGGAAUCCCACACAGCCGAAUGAUGCCCGUCUUAAAGAAUUAGAGCCUCCACCGUGCCCUGGGAUCCUUCCCGCAUAUCGGGUAGAGCCUUUGAUUGUUCGACCCGCACCGAUUCCGGAGGAAGAGCAUCGAUGGAGGGCACCAGAGGUGAAACGGAUUAUCACUGGGUUGGAGAAGCCUCGGCAACACAAGACACGGAGCAUCAGAGUUCGCGUUGAGCAUCAAGAUGACGAUUCUGUUCAAGUGCCGGUCUAUCGCUACGAAUAUCUUACAGACUAUCCCAAGCGAUAUGGGUACCCGCAGUCAGAACCUGCCGAAGGCUUCAAGUUCGAUCCACUUCCUACGGAGGAGGUCUUGGAGGACAUCAGACACGGUUUGGUCAUCUUGGAUAACCGUCCUGAAUCACCUCGUCCUCCUCCGUCAACAGGUUCGAGCUUGGACCGAGAGAUGUCCCCGGAGAUUCCACCCCCUCUUCCCUUUAGGGCAGUGAAUGCAGGUACUGCUGCCAGUGGGAAUGGAGGCGAGCAUCAAGAGGCAAGAGAACUAACAAGCGCCAGUGAUGAUGAAAGCGCUGUGGCUUUCUUACUGUCCACUCCAUAG
Messenger RNA from Coprinopsis cinerea okayama7#130, 3054 nucleotides. RefSeq lists its product as hypothetical. The transcript is spliced from 10 exons. Bases 1 to 3054 code for a protein of 1017 amino acids. The record is from RefSeq and is a predicted model, not a curated record. NCBI's taxonomy places the organism in Eukaryota, Fungi, Basidiomycota, Agaricomycetes, Agaricales, Psathyrellaceae.